This is a messenger RNA of Fundulus heteroclitus (mummichog), 2159 nucleotides long. RefSeq names its product heme-binding protein soul3 (gene soul3). Lineage: Eukaryota; Metazoa; Chordata; Actinopteri; Cyprinodontiformes; Fundulidae. The transcript has 5 exons. Bases 386 to 1222 code for a protein of 278 amino acids. The record is from RefSeq and is a predicted model, not a curated record.
GCUCCGGGAGAAGUAGGGGGGGGGGACGGCGGCACGGUUCGGCUCGUUUUUAAGCCAUUUUUAAAGUGUCGCCGGUCGGGGAGCCUGUUUCACUGGCGUCGGGUAUAAAGCCGGGGGAUGAAAAUAUGGUGGAGGGCGUCGGACGUAGUUCAGGAGCGCCUGGUUUAUUGACUAGAAAGUACCGGUUGUUCUAAUCUGGACGACGCGGAACUCCGCGCCGCGAAGAAGAAGAAGGAGAAGAAGAAGAAGAAGAAGAAAAACAACAACAACAACAGUAACUUCGACAAAAUCAGCCACGAUUUAGACGCAGAUUCGGGUUUUUUUUCGCGCUCCUCCUCUGCCCGUCGACGCCUGCUUUCCGCAGUAGACGGUUAACAGUCCUGGAAUGGACCGAGGAGGCUGCCAGAUGAGCGGCGGCGGAGGAGGAGGCGGCGGCGGCGACGCCAUGGACCGGCCCGGGGUGAUCACCCUGGAGGACCUGGAGUCCUUCUCGGAGGACCAGCUGUCAGACUCGGGCAAUGGCAGCCUGGAGGAGGAGGGGGAGACCAUGGAGGCAGAGGACGGCUCGGAGCGACUGCUGAACUACUGGCAGGAAGUGGCGAGGGGCCACCAGGUGGAGGUUUCCCCAGAUAUGGCUGAACCCAUUCAGCAGCUGAGCAGCAACAACCAAGGCCAGAGCCAAAGGGAGCAAGUCCCGUUUACCCUGCUGCUGCGAAAAGAGAAGUGUGGGGAGCAGCUCUAUGAGAAACGCCACUAUGAAAAGGGCCACUGGGCUUGCAUAACGCUGCACGAGGACACGUAUGAGCAGAGCAUCUGCUACGGUUUCAUGAGGAUAAUGAGAUACAUCUGUCAGCAGAACUCUCUAGGGGACUACCUCGGCAUGACGCUGCCCAUCGUGACCGUGGUGCGGACGGACGAGAGCCGCUCGGUGAUCUCCCAGGACGUCACCGUGGCGUACUACCUGCCUCUGGAGCAUCAGGCCCAGCCGCCGCAGCCUCACGACAACGAGAUCGUGGUGGAGGUCUGGCCUGCCGCCACCGUGUACACAAGAGGGUUCACCGGCCCCACCAACGAAGUCACCAUCAUCAAUCAAAUCGGCGCCAUGGCCGAGCUGCUGGACUCGCCGGGCCUGUGCGUCAGCGACUCGUUCAUCGUGGCCGGCUACACCAACCCGGCUCACAGCCACCGUCAGAACGAGAUCUGGUUUCUGGAGCGCCGCUGAGCCGCCGGCGCCGCCCCCCCGCCCCGCCCGUGGCCCCUCGAGCCCGGUGAACUCUUUGACACUGCCCCAGCUAGCUCAGCUACAGCCUCAGGUUCCCAGAGCAUCGCCCCCCCCACCACCCCCCCUGCAACGACCACCAGCCUCGCACAAUUCCAGUCUAAAACAUGAAAAAAAGUUUCUGAACCUUAAAAAGACUUUCCUUCGUUUUUUUACCGAGAGAUCUUUGUUUGACCCGGUUCACCUCUGCUCAUAAACACAAACGACGUUGUUUAGUCCGUUAGCGCUCCGUCAACAUGGCGGCCGCUGCGUGAUUUCAGCUUCAGUGGCCGGGAUUCUUCGGUUCCCUGCGGUAAACCCAAUAUCUAAUAGAGGAGGUCUAAUCCUGGUCUCUGUGCCGUGAGGCGGAACGGGUCUGAGGUUUUUCAGAUGCUGGUUGUGUAGUUUUUUUUUUGGGGGGAAAUCUCGCUGAUUCAGCUAAACGCAGACAUUUCACACCUGCUACUAAAAUCCAGGUGUGAAUAACACCAAGGUUUGCAUAUAAACAGAUAUACAGGUGAGCCACACUGUGGGCUGUGAGCGAAGCGGUCCGCUGGUGGUUCUGUAACCUCCCAGAGGCGUUCAGUCGCUGACGCCACAUCAUUUCAGCCUCAUUUUAUUUAGGUAACCUAACAGAAAUAAGUGAAAUAAAGGAUAAUGUGGCGCAGCAUCUCUGCACAGACACUAACGAUUUUAAAUGCGGCGUGCAAAUUAUGGCCGCACAGCUCCUUUUCUGAUGCGACAUUUAACCCCCGCUGAAACAGAAGGGCGAGUUUUCCCACCGCUGGACCAGAGGUGGCGCCAGGCCCGGUUCUUAACGCGGCUCUAAGACAGAAACUGGUUGGGUUUCCCCCAGUUUUUUUAUUUUUUUAUGCAAACACGUAUCCCAAUAACUUUGUUU